Symbiodinium pilosum is the source of this 1356-nucleotide messenger RNA. The record is from the annotation of a GenBank genome assembly. Lineage: Eukaryota; Dinophyceae; Suessiales; Symbiodiniaceae.
AUGGCGCAGUUCAGUGAUGACGCCUACAACACAAAGUUGCAACCAGGAGCCGGCGCUGGGACGCUGAUUGGGAACUGGUUUGAGGAGCGUGUUCUCCGUGAUUCCUCGGGAGAAGGGCGCACUGUACCCCAGCGCCAUGUCCCUCGAUCUGGACUGCUCAAAGACUGGACCAAAGUACCAACAGUGCCCAGGAAGGGAGACGAUACCUUCGACCGUGUUUAUGGCCCGAAGAGUGGCUUGGAAUGGGAGCCUGCUUCGCACAUGAUUGGCAAGGGCGACGACUCCACGCCGAUGAUUAUGCGUGAGGGUCCCCUUACUGUGGCAUUGCAAAGUGCACACCACGAAGGGGCUGAGACGGAGGUCCAGCAUGAGGACGGCAUCAUUGAAGAAGUCAAUCAUGCCAGGUAUUUUGAAACAACUACUGGCGUUGGGCACCAAAAGCCAGAUUACACAGUCGCCGAGAAGGCAACCCACACAUCGAAGAGCUACGCCCAGGAGAUCAGGUGUGGGCCCGACCCGGAUCAAAUGCCUGCCCUGGACAACCAAGGCCUCGAGGUUCCGUUCCACUCUCACUACUCGGGCGUAGAUCAGAUCACCAACCAGAGGAUGUUCCUUGCUGAUCCAGAGUUUCGGAACAACGUGAAGGCAUCCGCCGCAACCGGUGUGGGAGCCUUCCACCGCAACUCUGAGUUCACCAAGGGCUGCGACAAGUUCAUCCUGGGCGUUCAUAAGGACGAGGCCCUCAACGCCAUGUAUGCCGGGCUGAAGGACACUCAGCCUCUGAGGCAUUUGGGGGGCGAAUAUGCCCCAAAUCACUUUGUCGACAUUCCGUCACUUGCAGCAUUGAAAGCAACAAUCCACAGCAAGGUGCAGGAGGUUUGGGGUGCCAUGGGCUACGUGUCCCUGCGGCAGCGACUCUUUGACUUCUGCGACCACGAAGGUUUCGUGCCCAAGGGCGAUGUCGUGGUGGUAUUGCGAGAGCAGCUUGGCGUUUCGGAGGAAGAAGUGCCAAGCAAGCCCUUAGACAUUUGGCUGACGCAGCUGGUCACCAUGAAGAAGGAUGAGCUCAAAGCUUCCUCCUUCAUGACCUCCUUGCGACCUGCACUUCCACAAAAGGACAAGAGGCGCGUGCUGACAGCCUUUAAGCUGCUGCAGGGGCCCAACAGCAACGGCAUUGUUCGCCUUGGCGACUGGCUGCAGAGGCUGGACAAUGGCGAAGUCAAGCAGACAGUCAUCCUUGCCUUCGGCGCAGAGGACGAGGAGAGUGUUGCAAGCACUUCUGUCACUGAGCGGGUAUUCCUGGAGCUGUUCUCUGACCUAGCACCUUUCCUGGACAUCGGCUCUCUGCUGGAGUGA